AUUGUCAUGACAACAAUCAAUGUAAAAAUAAAUAAAUUGUGUUCCUUGUUUGAGGGAUGAAAAAUUAAUAUGUUUGAAUUCCGUGGAAUUAAAACACAGAUCGAUAUCCAUUCAUGCCGUGUGUGUCUUGAAAUAGUGUACGAUGAUUGUGUUUCAUUUAAAGAAAAUAAUGAUUUGUCACAACUUUUCGAGUUUUGUGUUGGAAUCUCGGCCUGAAGAUGUACUACAUGUACUUUGCAACAAAUGUAUUAAAAUUAUUGAAGAAUUUGCAAAUUUUAAAAGGCAAUGUCAUGCUGCAGAUGAGCUUUGGAAGUCUCAGUUGCAUCAAGAUGAUUUAAAAAAAGAGGAAAACCACGAAGACCAUGUUGUAGAUGCUACAUAUUUAUGUCAAGAUGAAAUUGAAUGUGACAUGCAACAUGAUACUAUUCAUGAUACAUAUAUCAAUGAAAUUAAGGAUUUAAAAAAAGAGGAAAUCUACGAAGACCAUGUCGUAGAUGCUACAUAUUUGUCUCAAGAUGAAAUUGUGUGUGACAUGCAACAUGAUACUAUUCAUGAUACAUAUAUCAAUGAAAUUAAGGAUUUAAAAAAAGAGGAAACCUAUGAAGACCAUGUUGUAGAUGCUACAUAUUUGUCUCAAGAUGAAAUUGAGUGUGACAUGCAACAUGAUACUAUUCAUGAUACAUAUAUCAAUGAAAAUAUUGAAUGCAAAUUAAAAGAAAAUGCCUGUUUAAAAAAGGAAGAAAAGCAGCUCAAAUGGAAUCAUAAAAAAGAACAUAGAAAUAGUAAACAACACAGAACCACCAAAAGCAAAUAUUGGCGGUUAGAUGUCAAUGAAACUGAAACUGACAAUGAAAGCAAUGACAAGGAAGGCUUAAUAAAGGUUCUAGAAUGUAGUAAAUGUAAGAAACAAUACCAAAAAACAAAAUGCCUCAUAAAUCACAUGAAGAAAUCUUGUUACAAACGUGUAAACGUAAAUAAAUUAGUUAUAGUAAAAAAGUACAGGCCAGCAAUAAAAAAGGUUCAGAAGACACCAACUGAAUUGUUUUGUGGGUUAUGUAAUUUCUCGUCCUCCAGUAACAGUGACCUGAAGCAGCAUUUGAAUGAACAUUGGGAGAAAAAUAACUUACAGUGCGGGUUGUGUAAUUACUUUGGUAAAGAUCUCGCUGAAAUGGUAGGACACAGAUCAACACAUCAACCCUAUGAGUUCUUUUCGAUACUGGCUAACAGAGUAUGCCACAUAUGCGAUAAGAGGUGUGUAACAAUUAUGAGAUUGCAGUACCAUUAUAGGUCAGCUCACUUGAACAAAGAUGGUGGCCUUUGUUCGGUAUGCCCCAAAACGUUCCGUUGUUAUAAAGCCUGGAGGAAUCAUGAGAGGCUGCAUAAAGGAAGCAGAUAUAUCUGUGAUCUCUGUGGACAUAAUUUAGUAAUGACAAAUAAAUUUCAGGUUCUUAUAUAGGCAUCAAAUAAAGAUACAUCUGGCGGAACAUUCCGAUGUAAGAAGUUGUAUUUGCGAUAUAUGUGGAAAAGGUUUUAAGAGAGCGUCUUAUUUGAAGGAACACGUGAAUACUGUACACACCAAAGAGCCAGUAAAAUGUACACACUGUAAUAAAAUGUUUAAGUGUCCGGCAAACUUGAAGGAACAUUUAAAAUACGUCAAUAAACAGAAAAACUUUCAGUGUGAAGUGUGCUUGAAAUAUUUCUCAUCGCCAACUUCGCUCAAGAACCAUAUGUUCUGGCACUCCGGCGAGAGGCCUUACAGUUGUGAAAAAUGCGGAGCGAAAUACAAGGCGAAAUCGCAACUGAAAAUUCAUAUGAGAAAGCAUACUGGACAGAGACCUUAUCCGUGCGAACAGUGUGAUAAAUGUUUUUCAACUUCAAUGCAACUUAAGCGUCACAGAAGCGUCCACACUGGGGAUCGUCCGUACAAAUGCACGAUUUGCACCCGAUCGUUCUACUAUAAGAAAUUGUUACUGACACAUUGCACUUUGAAGCAUAAAUGUGUUGAUGUAAAGUCUGAAAUAAGUUCACAGUAAUCGUAUAAUGUGUUGCAUUUAGUUUAUGGAGCUAUACACGCUUUGUUACAAAUCCGCUUACUAAUAUCUCUCGGCGAUAAAUACCUAUUGGCAUUUUAAGAGGAUAGCCGGGAGGCAAGGCAAUUAAAUCACUAGCACUAGAUCUUUCAAAAACUUUGACAGAUCUAGGGCUGUCACGGUUAACUCGAGAGACCUAGCUAGACAACUGAGAAAAACUGCAGUUUAGAGCUGUGAAGUAAGCUCUUUUUGAAGAUACCCAUUUUUAAUAGUGAUUAAUUUAUUGAAAAAAUAAAACAGAGGAACAUGACAGUGGUAGGUAUACAUUAUAUUGUAAAGAAACAUUUAGGAUAUUUUUAUUGUAGAGAAAUACUUAAAUAUUUAUAAUUAUGAAGGAAGAAAGCUUAAAGGAAUACUUCUGUUGGGACUAAACUCCUCUUGGACAUGGAUACUAACAGUUAAUAAUAUAUAUAUAUAUAUUUGUUUUGUAAUAUUUUUGUUAAUAUAUAAAUAUUCGACGUG
Molecule: messenger RNA, 2552 nt
Organism: Parnassius mnemosyne (clouded apollo)
Lineage: Eukaryota; Metazoa; Arthropoda; Insecta; Lepidoptera; Papilionidae
Source: the annotation of a GenBank genome assembly